Symbiodinium sp. CCMP2456 is the source of this 1185-nucleotide messenger RNA. The record is from the annotation of a GenBank genome assembly. NCBI's taxonomy places the organism in Eukaryota, Dinophyceae, Suessiales, Symbiodiniaceae.
AUGGCAGAGAUCGUGGAGUACACCGCCGAGAGGUACUUCGGCAGAGGCGGAAGGCCACGCGUAGUGCAGGACAUGCUUGGCGAGUCCCCAUGCUGGGAUCACCGCACUGACACACUGUACUGGGUUGACAUCGCCGGCAUGGCCAUCUGCAGCUACGAGGACCAGCCCAAGAAGUUGAGCCGCUGGCAGAUUGGCGAACAGCUGGGCUUUGUCGCCGUGACUGAUGACCUCAACGUGUUAAUCUUCGGCGGUGCCGGGGGUCUAUCUUUGUUCCGGAAAGCCGAUGGACACAUCACUCGCUUGUACCAUCCUGAGCAGAAAGUCCACCCAAACAACCGCUUCAACGAUGGGAAGAUUGAUCCCGCUGGUCGGCUGUUUGCUGGCACUAUGGACAUGCACAAGCCUCGUAAAGAGGGUGUUGGCGCAUUGUACUGCAUGCAGUGCAACAAACUGAAGAAGGUUGAGGCUGUGGGACCUGUGACGGUGGCGAAUGGAUUAGGGUGGAGCCCGGACAACCUCACGUUCUACCACACUGACAGCCCAACACGCUCGAUCCGUGCCUUCAGCUUCGAUAUCCGUACUGGUGCUGUCCACGGCCCAGCCAAGACUGCCUUCACCGUUGCUGAAGGGGUCCCUGAUGGCAUGUGUGUGGACAGCGAAGGCUUUCUGUGGGUGGCCAACCUUCGCGCGGCACAGGUCUUGCGGGUGAACCCAACAACAGGACACAUCGUCGCUCGUAUCCGGCUCCCAGUCCCCCUUGUUACCAGCGUUUGCUUUGGCGGACCCUAUUUCCGUACCUUGUUUAUUACCACAGCAAUGGGCACGACGGAUGCCGACAUUGCUGAAUGCACCGAUGCCAAUGCCGGAUAUGUCUACGCAGUGGAGGUUGACAUCCCUGGAAUGCCCAUGAGCCCAUUGAAGCUUGAUGGCCGCGAGGAGUGGCUCGCUGGGGGAGGCUCGCUACACCUCGGCCGGGUUGGGAUCUUGGCUCGAGAGGUGAUGGCCCUCCUGGGCACCCACGACGCACCGAGGUCACUGGAGGACAGCCAGGACGUGCAGCCGGUCAGCGAGAAAUACGUGGACGACAUCACGCAAGAGCCAGUCUGGGACAAGACCCCCGUGUGCCUGCGCGAAGGAGGCAUCCUGUCCUGGGUACGGCCGAGUAGCGAGCGGCCGACGCUGCAG